Orbicella faveolata is the source of this 1326-nucleotide messenger RNA. RefSeq names its product VPS35 endosomal protein-sorting factor-like. Gene Ontology annotation, biological process: endocytic recycling. The record is from RefSeq and is a predicted model, not a curated record. Lineage: Eukaryota; Metazoa; Cnidaria; Anthozoa; Scleractinia; Merulinidae. Gene Ontology annotation, cellular component: endosome.
CUGUUUUAUUGAUAUAUUUGGAUUGGGUGUAUUUAUUUUCUACAAUACACAGUUUUUGAAAAUAAAAAUGUUGGACUCCCCGAAAAAAGGUAUAAUAUUACACCCCUACCUCCCCAUAACGGCCACUUCUCUACGACGGCCACUUCCUCUGUCCUCAAGAUGGCCGUUGUGGAGAGGAUCGACUCAAGUCCCCCGCGAGUGGAAGUCCGUCCGGACAGGAGCGGUGACUAAGCCAAAAACAAGAUGGCGUCCUACGAGUGGGUUGCUCGUUCUAGGAACUAUGGAAAGGAAACUAAUCAGCUUGCUGGUGAGACUGUUCAUGAUCACCCACUGAAAAUGGGUUCUGUUAUUAAUAUAGACAACACCUGGAAAAAGUCAAGUACCCCAUCUGAUAAUUCGUCAAAUGGUUUAUCAGUAACAGAUCCCCUGAGCAUGAUUCAAGCUAAACCAGACACUUUUGAUGGGCUCGAUCCACUCUCCAUAUUUGCUGCUCAGGAAGCCAAUACAAAGCAGGCUGUACCUGUUUCUGCUCCAGUGUCCAAGAAACAGCGGGCAUCUUCUCUGUCUAAGGAACAGUCUGGCAAAAGUGAAAAAGAGGACGACUUUUUUGAACCUUGGUCCAACAAGAGAACUGGAAUCCUUGCUAAAUACACAACAUCUGAGAAACUGUCUAUUACUACAAGUUUCUUGUCAUCAUCUGAUAAAGACAAAAUUGUAAUCAAGCAGCAGACGACAGUCACAGAUAAAGUAAAACACAGGCUGGAAGACCUAAAUGACUUUGAAGAGGGUUCAGUCAAAGAAAUGCUGAAUCUUAGUCAGCAAGAUUAUGUCAAGAGAAUUGAGGAAUUGAAUCAGGCUUUGAUCACAGCUUGGGAAUCUGACCAGAGAGUGAAGGCUCUUAAGAUUGCCAUACAGUGUUCAAAACUUCUUGCUGAUGUAUCUGUGAUUCAGUUUUACCCAAGCAAGUUCGUUCUCGUCACAGAUAUACUGGACACUUUUGGAAAACUGGUUUAUGAAAGAAUAUUCCGCAAAUCUAGCAUCUUUACGCCAGGCAGUAACUUACCCACCAUGCUCCCAGAAAAAUUCACUCCUGACCAGGUGCCAGACUCUGCUAAAGAAACAUGUAGAAACUGGUUUUACAAGAUCGCAUCAGUGCGGGAGCUUAUUCCUCGAUUGUAUCCUUGAAACUUGUCAUGUUCUACUUUGUGUGAGAUUCAGGAAAAAAGAGUUUCAUCCUGACCUAUUUUCUUCUGCAAGGCACUUCUUUGACAAGACAUGUACUUUCUUGACCAACUUUAGUUAAUAAUUUAUGCACUAUAGGGGAAG